Messenger RNA from Rhodamnia argentea, 1992 nucleotides. RefSeq lists its product as uncharacterized. NCBI's taxonomy places the organism in Eukaryota, Viridiplantae, Streptophyta, Magnoliopsida, Myrtales, Myrtaceae. The transcript is spliced from 2 exons. The record is from RefSeq and is a predicted model, not a curated record. The coding region runs from base 103 to 1992 and encodes 629 amino acids. Gene Ontology annotation, biological process: meristem maintenance; meristem development.
AUUUCGCUAAUAUUUCUCACCUGCGUCUCUCCAUCUUCUUCUUCCAUCGACCAUUUUCGGCUUCUUUGCCAUCUCGAUCCUCCAUUCCCACUUUUCAAAACCAUGGAGAACAAGCCCACCUUCAUAGUCGAAGAGAGGAAAGAGCUCUUGCUCUCUCCGAACGGCGACGCGCCCCCUGCUCUCAGAACGGGUCACUUCCUCAAACCCUCCGCGACAGAGCCCAACCCGCCGCCUCCUCCGCUCUUUUCGACCUUAUCGCCGCCAGAGAAGUUGCCCAUCGGCAUCAACUUCGACAACUGGGGUCGCCCAACCAAGAGCUGGACCACGUGGGUCGAUAGCAAGGAGUCCGCGCACGGGCUCACAUGGAAAAGAGCCGGCUUUUACGAGGCCAUUAAGUGUUCGACGUUCCUGAUCCGAAAACACCCUAGCUUAGUCCUCGGGCUUGCUCAGUAUUGGUGCCCCGACACGAACACCUUCGUUUUCCCCUGGGGCGAAGCCACCAUCACGCUCGAAGACGUGAUGGUCUUAGGGGGUUACUCGGUUUGGGGAUCCUCCCCUGUUUUGAGCCAUCUCAGGGACCACUCAGGGGAGGUUGAGAUGAAGCUGAAGCGAGCGAUGUCCGAGAUAUCAAAAACCACAGCGAAGAAUGCGGACAGCUCCAAGUGGAUGGAGAAGUUUAGGGACUCUGAGAGCGACAUUGAGCACGAGGCCUUUCUCGCGUAUUGGUUGUCGAGGUUUGUGUUCCCCCGCUCUGGCAAUGUGAUCAAUAAGAGGGUACUGCCGACGGCCAUAGGUCUGGCUAGAGGUGUGAGGAUCGCGCUUGCGCCAGCUGUUUUAGCUCGUAUUUAUAGGGAGUUAAGUAGGCUGAAGAAUUUUUCAGAUGCACUAGUUUCCAGGUUGAAUGAUGGAAAUGAAUCGGAUGCAAUUGAUCUAAAACUGUCGGGGCAGUUUGCUUUGGUUCAAGUAUGGGCUUGGGAGAGAUUUGGAACCACCAUCAGGCCAAAUCCUAGAGCGGUUCAUCCAGGGAAGCCUAGGUUGGGUCGAUGGCACAAAUUGACAAACUUGGACCUUGAAAAUGUGCAUUCGUUGAUGGGCGAAGCCGGAGUGCAGUUUAAAUGGCGUCCCUACAGCUUGGCCGUGAAUAACUUGGUGUCCUAUGCAUUUUAUGGUGAGAAUGAGAACUGGCUGUCGCUGGAGGAGGAUGGUGAUGGGGAGCUGAGAUCAUUCGCUCACUGCUUGAUGGCUCGUGAGUUGCCAGGGCUGAAUUUUGUUCAGAAGUACUCGCCUCAUCGAGUGGCCAUGCAAUUCGGGAUGGAUCAAGAUAUGCCUGGUCGUGUUGCUCCCUGCAACCAGGACCCUGAAAUUGCUUGGGACAACUACAAUAAGUCACUCCAAGAUGUGCAGCUGUACAUUCCAGCCAGGCUUUACGAACCGUGCGUAACAGCUCGCUAUGCUGAGUGGUGGGCUUCAAGAAGUUCAAAUGGAUCGAUGGAGGGUUUAAAAGGAAGGUCGGGAGUUAUUGAUGACCUGGUUCCUCCCGGUUUUCAGCCCAAAAGGAUAAGUGUGGACAUGGGUGACUCCAGCGAAAAUGACGACAGGCUAACUCUGGGGGAACUUUUGAGGUCCCAAAGGCGAAGAAGUGCUGCCAAGAACUGCUCGGUUGGCGACUGCAACAAUUGCUCGGGGAUUGAUCGAACGCAGAGUUCCUCCAUACAGAAUGCGGAAAACACUGACAUUGAAAUGAGAGGGUCUCCAAUGAAACCUGUGGAGACGAACAGGCCGCACGAUGCUGUUGCAGGAGGAGCUCAAAGAGAUAAUGAGGAAGGCACAAGUGGAUUAGAUCAGAGAUUUACUGAAGGAGGUUUAGCCGACGAAACUGCGGGAGAAAGCAGUGAGCGUUUAAUGAUUGCAACCCUAGCGCUGGAACUCGAAGCUCGGCUAAGCAAGCUGGAGAGAGCAGUUGCUGAGCGAAAAGCUCAGAUUACAAAAUGA